GGAAAUACCAUGAAUUAUUUUCAGGUUCUGUUGAAUCUUAUACUCGUAUUCUGUUAUUGUGUAUGUGAAAAUGUGAUAGAUGUCGAUGAUUUUCUUUCCCCCGACUAUAUGCCGACCACUUUGUUGAUGUUGGAGAAUCCAACUACUAAUAAAACUGUGAAGUAUCCAAAUGCAACAACGGUUGUGACUGGAUUUGAGGGAAGUUUAGAUAAAGCUUUUAUCACAAUGGGUUAUCACAGGCAUAUGAUGAACGAAUAUUUAUGCCGAAACUAUAUAGCUGAGCAAAUAGUACAGGAUAUGUCAAUGUCCAAGAUUAACAAAAGGAUGGGUGUGAUAAGCCACGGCCCUGGCAUGAAUACUCUACAAUCUACUGAAUCCAAAUCGACACAGACUGGGCUCCUAGAGGACGAAGGAUCUUCGAAUUAUAAGGACUGGCUUUCCAAGAGCACAACUUUGGAGGAUAUAUAUAAACAUUAUGAUAUGGGGAAAAGGUCUGAUGUUGUUAAAGAGGGUGAGGUAAAGGAUGAUGAAGAAUUUGACGAGCAAGUAAUUGGUUACGGCUACACGUAUCAACCUAAACCCAGUCCGUCACCAUCGAAACUGGGACAUAGUGCGGAAGGCAUCUAUGUUCCUUCUGGGGGAGGGGGAUAUCCACAUCCACAUCCGCACCCAUCGAGCAGCGGUGCUGGGUAUUUUGGAGGGUCAAGCUUUGGGGGGCAUUCUGGUGGAGGCUCUUAUGGAGGAGGUCAUCACCCAAUCAUCCAUGAACAAGUUAUCCAUGUUCCUAAGCAUCAUCACCAUGUGAAGUACGUCGAUAAGAAAGAAGGCCUAACAGAACUUUUCGAGAUUGCUCUGACAGCUUUAGCCUUCCUUUCUUUUGGAAUGUUCAUAGUCCACGUCGUUAUGUGCAUAUCUAUGACAACUAAUACCACCACAACAGCUAUGGGAAUGAUGAUGCCCACCAAUACAGGUAACACCGAAUCAUCAACUAGUGGAAUGGAUCAAGGAGGUGGUGGAGAGCUGCCAGGUGGUGAAGGAGAUGGAAUGAUGGACAUAGCAGGGGAUAUGGCUGAUCAAAAUAUGGGUGAUGGAGCGACAGGGGGAGAAGAUGCUGGAGGUGGUGGUGAUAUGGGGGAUGGUGUUGAUAUGGGGGAGGGAGGUGAUAUAGGGGGCGGUGGUGAUGAUAUGGGAGGUGGUGGUAUGGAAGUAGAGCCAGAAGUUGGAGAUGAAAUGGGAGGAGGUGAAACUGUUGGUGAUGAUAUGGAAGGAGGCGAUACGGGCGGGGAAGAUAUGGGAGGAGAAGACAUGGGAGGGGGAGAUACGGGAGGGGAAGAUAUGGGAGGGGAAGAUAUGGGAGGGACUGAAAUGGGAGGUGAUGACGCUGGUGGAGAAGGUACUGGUGGACAAGAUAUGAUGACAGAUGAGAUGGGUACAGACGACAUUGGUGGAGAUAAUAUGGGGGGUGUUGAUAUGGGGGAUAACCCAGGGGAUAAUAAUGAGGCUGGGUCAACCGAUACAGGAGGUGAUGAUAUGGCCGAUAACGACGCCGGACUAGAUGAUUCUGGAAACGGUGAUGGAAUGACUGAUGUUGAUAACGGUGAUCAACCAGUUGAUCCAGAGGGUGGUAGUGAAAACGGCAUGAGUGGUGGUGGUGAGAAUGAAAAUGGUGAAGGAGAAAUCGGAGGAGAUGGUGGUGGUAUAAGCGAUGAUAAUUCGGAUAUUGACAGUGAAAGAAUUAAAGAUUUAUUUUUCUUGAAUGGCGAUUUUCGAUCUCAAUUAUUGCGGAAGAAAUUAUUGGAUAGACUUGGUGAUACACAAUCUAAUGAACAAAGGAGUAUGUUGAUUACGAAAAACGGUUUCUAUGAUAUCAAGACCAAAAAAGGAACUGGUACUGGUACUGGCACUGCUACUGGUACUGGAGGAGGAGGUACGUCUACAGGCGGUACAUCUACGGGUGGUACAUCGACAGGGGGAACAGCAACAGGAGGCACAUCAACUGGCGGAGGAACAGCUACAGGAAGUAGGAUACAUGAUGAUGAUGGCAUCAUAGUAGAAACGGAAGAAGCUGUCGAAGUACCCGUAGGACCAGCAUUCGAUGGAAUGGGAAGUUAUAGCAACAUGCAAUACAGAAACAGGAGGGAUGUGCCUGCAGCAAAAGUUGUAGAUCCUAAUAAUUAUGCCUUGAACGAGUUAGCUAGAAGAGUUCUUAUUUCGAUAGAGGCAGCUACAUUAGCAAAUCUCGACAAUGGAGUUUGUUUGAGAAAAACAUUAUGCGAAAACAACAGAUACUCAAGGCAAUUGGUAGAUACUAAUAAAAUUUGGAUUCCCGUUUGGAGCUUUGGGAUGAGUUGGUUGACCAGUAGGCUUGGUAUAGAUGCUCAGCCUUCUACAUCUAUGUUGGACAGUCUGAAAGCUUCGAUAUUAGGACUUGGAAAAGCAAAAUGUGAAAUACUGUACCAGAAUUGUGAUUUACAAAGAAGACGACGAAAAUCUAGAAAAAUAAUAAGAAAACCUAGCAGUUGAAUCGAUAAAGAGAAGAUUGUUAAAACCAAUAAAAGUUAUCUUUCGAAUGAUUUUUAUUUUUGCAUUGAGAGCUGGAAUGUCACAACACCUUUAACGGCUUCAGUCGCAGUCAUCUUGU
Messenger RNA from Coccinella septempunctata (seven-spotted ladybird), 2641 nucleotides. RefSeq lists its product as uncharacterized. NCBI's taxonomy places the organism in Eukaryota, Metazoa, Arthropoda, Insecta, Coleoptera, Coccinellidae. The transcript has 7 exons. Bases 10 to 2523 code for a protein of 837 amino acids. The record is from RefSeq and is a predicted model, not a curated record.